UUGCAUCCCCUCCUUUCUCGACCCACCCUGGGAUGUUUUCCUGCACCCCUGGCUAUUUGCUGCUGCUUCCAAAACCAGCAGGGAAGUGAUGCCAAAGCCCACGGAGCAGCGGAGGCUGGAGCGCGGCCCUGAUUCCCACUGUCCGUGGCCCCAUCUCCCUCCUGGGCUCUGGGCCACGUGUGACACCUCCUCCUCCUCCUCGCUGUCACUGGGUGCUGCUGGCUGUGCUAAGGGGCUGAGCCCCCGGGUUUGGGGGCUGAGCCACAGUCACCGAGCCCAGCAGUGGGAUUUGCUGGGGAGGAGGCUGUGGAAGGGACUCCCCUUACCUUGGGAUCAGCACAGAGAGAACCAAGUUGCAGCUUUCCCCCUUUUAAAAGAUUUUAAAAUUUUAUUUCAUUAUAUAUACAUUAUAUUCAUUAGGUCUUUGUGCAUGCUUUUGGAGCUAUCCCAGAGGAUCUUUUGGAGCCAUCCCAGAAGAUCUUUUGGAGCUAUCCCAGAGGGUUUUCUUUCCUGUGCUGCUGCAGGAGGGCAGAGCAGCAGAGCCGCGGCAUCCCUGCGAUCGCACCAUGCCCCUCUCCCGCCACACCGGCCAAAUCCCGGAGUCCACCUGGACCUUGGGCUUCAGGGAGAUGACGGAGCCCUGGAAAGGCGCCGUGGGCUGCCUCGGCGUGGCCGUCUUCUUCGCCAUGACCAUCGGCAUCAUCUCGUGGCAGGCUGUGGAGCAGCCCCCGGAGGAGUGGGUGCUGCGGGGCCGGGCUGCGGGGAUGCUGUGGGAGCGCGGCCGCGGGGCGCUGCUGCUGCGGGCGCUGCCGGCCGGCCGGCCCGUGCUGGCCAUCGCCGUGGGCAGCGUGCCGGCCGCCGAGCCCCCGCCGCCCCGGGACCGCUGCUGGCACGACGGAGGCCAGUUCUGCUAUUCCUGGGAGGAGGACGCCGAGCUCCGGCUGUCCCUAGAGCCGCCGGCAGCCCCCGGAACCGAGUGCUACGGCGUCCGCUGGACCCCGCUGCGCCCCGACGUGACCCUGAAGGAUUGUUUUUCCAUGGCCAAUGUCUCCUGGUAUGGAGGGCCGAGCAUCCGUGCCCAGCGCUGGCCCCUCAACAGCGCCGAGAGCCCCGCGCAGCCCCUGGUCAGCGGCGACCUCAGCGCAAACCCCGCUGGCUUUGGACCUAUCCUGGAGAGAUACUUCCUGGGAUCCACAGGAGUGACGGUGACAGUGGCUCCCGACGUGUCCCUGCUCCUGUCUCUGGAGAGCCACCGGCAGUUCUGCCUGGAGACGCCGGCGGGACGAGCGGAACCCCUGCACUACCAGCUCUGUGUCAGCGCCGACGUGGCGGCCGCCCACCGGCACACGGCCGGGGCUCCGGCAGGAGCGGCUCGGACACUGCCGGACACGGCACUCCUGGGGUCUCCGAUCUGGCGCUACCAUGGCCCGGAGGGUUCUGCUGCCAAAAUCAAGCGAGGCCUGAGGUCGUUGGUGAGGAGGCUGAAGCGGCAUCGCCUUCAGGAGGGCGUUGUGGCCCUGGGGGAGCGCGGCACUGCCGUCCUCGCCGCCGCGGACCUGGUGCCCUCAGAGCGCAGGAAGAGGCAGGCCCCAGCACUGGUGGAACCUCUGGAGCUCUCCAUCACGCUGUCCCCGUACGCUGGCGUCACCUCCUCGCUCUUCCUGCGUUCCCUGCGUGGCGGCGAGGCCGCUGGAUACUGGCUCAGCCGCCAGCCCCGACCCGGGGCCAGCUCGAUCCCGCUGCUGACCACCUGGAAGGGGCAGCUCUGCGCCCGCCUGAACGUCACCAGCGAGGCAGCGCUGGGCUGGUACCUGGCUCGUGCCCGGCGCCUGCGGCAGGCGCUGGGGGCCACCUACGUGGCCUUCGAGGGAGUCGAGGGCAAUUCCUUCCUGGAGCAGGAUGUCCCUGCUCCCGCCAAGCUGGCGGGUGAUGGAUACACCGAGGUGCUGGCGGCGGCGCUGGCGACACUGGGCAACAACACAAUCAUCAGCGCCGGGAGCAGAUCCAGUCACCUCCCACUGUUUGUCCAGAUGAGCCCCCUGCGCUCCGACUGGAGCCACGCUGGGCUGAAGGGGCUCAUCCCCUCCGUGCUGCACUACAGCCUCCUGGGCUACAACUUCCUUAUCCCUGAUGCAGUAGGAGGGAGCGUGGCUGGAGCUACCCAGGGGGACCCGGAGCUGUUUGUGAGGUGGCUGCAGAUUGUGACAUUCCUGCCCGUGAUGGCCUUUGGGACCCCGCCCUGGCUCUGCUGUGAUGCCUGGGUCCUGAAUCUGACCCGCCAGUGCAUCCAGAGGCACCGGGACUUUGUCGUGCCUCUGCUCCUAAAAUACAGUGAGGAGUGGCAGAGUUUGGGAUUCCCCAUCUUCCGUCCUGCCUGGUGGCUCAGCCCCACGGAUCCAGUUGCAUUCACCAUAGAGGAUGAGUUUCUCAUUGGAGAUGAGGUCCUGGUUGCUCCAAUAACAGAAAAGGGACAAACGUGGAGGGACAUCUACCUGCCAGGAGAGGGGCAUCUCUGGCUGGACACCAACAGUGCCCGAGUGUUUGAUGGUGGCACCACGCUCAGGAAUUACUCUGCCAGCCUGGCCGAGGUGCCAGUGUUUGUAAAGACCUCCUGAAUUCAGGCUGGGCAGCUCUGGGACAGAGACCUCCGAGGGCAGCGCUACCCUCAGACUUCCAGCCUCUUUGCACUUUUCCCAGAUCAUUUUUUUUUUUGUUGUUUUAUUUUGUUUUUUACUUCAGCAGAAAUUAUCUGAAUUUUCUUACUCGUUGUUAUCCUAAAGCAGUGGCUCUGCCACCAACAUCCAUCCCCACCAAAUGCUGCAUUUUUUCCAGGGUUUUCCCUGUGAAAUGUCUGUGUGUGUAUGUUCAGGUGGGCAUAUCCAGCAUUUCCAGGUCCCUGGCACCGUGCUCAGAGAGGCAGUGAUAUGAUUUUCCAGGAGAUAAACAUCAGCUCAUACCUGAGGGGAAGUUUUGUAUUUAAUGAAAAAAUUAAGUCUAGGGAAAAAUUAACAGGAUAAUUUUGGUGCUGUGUGUGGCCACCUCCUGUGCUGAGCAAUGCUGCUCCCACCCGAGGCUGUGUGUGGCUUCUAGGUGGCAAGAGCUCACCUUCUGAGUAUAUUUGGGAAAAUGAGUGAAUUCCAGGUGUAUUUAAAGCAGGUUUCUGUGGAAGAAAAAUAAACUUGAUCAAGCGGA
Messenger RNA from Taeniopygia guttata (zebra finch), 3192 nucleotides. The record is from RefSeq and is a predicted model, not a curated record. NCBI's taxonomy places the organism in Eukaryota, Metazoa, Chordata, Aves, Passeriformes, Estrildidae.